AUGCGCUCCCUGCGGUCCUUCCACGCGGCGGUCGCGCUCGUGGCCGCCGGCGCGCGGGGCUACACGCAGAGGGAGCUCCUGCAGUUCCUGGGGUCACCGUCGCUCGGUGACCUGCAACGCACCGCGGCAACCGCGACCAAGCUUGUCGGCAAGCUCGGCGGCCUGACGUGGACGUGCGGCGUCCGGAUCGACCAGAGUUGGCCGCCCACACCGGAGUUCAUGGUGGCCGCCGCAUCUUCCGGCUGCGGCACUGCCUCUAAGCCUCUAAGGUGUCCAUUGACUUCUUGGACGCAAAGCAAGCGAGGCGGCAACGUCCUCCCUGCCGGCUCCGUCAACUUGACGACGGCGGUAGCCCUCGUCGACGCACUCGACUUCAAAGGGACGUGGUCCCAACUGUUCGAGCCUGUCGCGGCAGCAAGUCGCCAUCUUCCCUCGCUUCAGGACUCUGAAGCUGCCCCUACUACUGCAACAAGAACGAUGACGACGUGCAGCAAGCAACCGCAUUCUACAUGCUUCUAUUUCUCCCGGACAUCACCGCCGUCAGCGUCAAGCUCGCUGAUCUCUACAGCAACAUCGUCUUGA
This is a messenger RNA of Aegilops tauschii subsp. strangulata, 582 nucleotides long. The record is from RefSeq and is a predicted model, not a curated record. NCBI's taxonomy places the organism in Eukaryota, Viridiplantae, Streptophyta, Magnoliopsida, Poales, Poaceae.